AAUGACAAGUGACAUUGACAAUAUUGUGACCAAACGGUGUUAAUGGUUUACAAAUUCCGUAAUUUAUCGAAAAAAUUUAAAAUCACAUUGAUUUUCGUCGUAUAACUGUUGUUACAACUUCGUUAAUAACCACUCUUGGGAAACAUGAAACUAUACAAGUAAAUAACGUCCUACACUCUGAUAAUUUGAUAUGUUGUGUGAAACUAUGAACUGAAGCAAUUUAUCUAUUUAAAAAUAACAUUUUCUGUACUAUAAAUCUGCCUUCAUGUUGAUCCUUUGUCAUAAUUAUUUUCGCGUAUAUUCCAAUAACAAAAACAAUAAAGAUGAUGUUCAACACUUUAAUAAAAGGAAAUAUGCCUUUGGUGUAUUCAUUUUGUUACUGGCUGUUGUCUUGUGGGUGGUUUCAUCUGAGAUGACAAAAUAUUUGUACAUAGAAAAAAAUCUGGAGAGACCUUUUCUUGUGACGUACGUGAGAAGUUCGCUGCUGUUUAUUUAUCUUAUAGUUUUAUGUUUUUCACCACCAACUCGGGAUCCUUGCCGGCCAGCUGAUUAUACUCAAUUAUUAGAACCAACUGCAGAAACAGAUGAUGAGAAUUAUUUCAACGAUUCAAGCAAUACCAGCCUGGGUGACUCCACAUUUGUGCCAGUCCGUGCAGGAGAGACCACAGAUAGUGACGAUGCGGCGCCCAGGGCUGUUCGAUUCAACAAAGUGGCAGAGGUGCGCGUAAUGUCGGCGGCAAUGGCCAGCGAGGCGCUGUUGGCGCGUUUGUCGUGGGCGGCGUCGGUGCGCGCGUCGGAGCAUGCGCAGCGCCGCGCCGCCGCCGCCGCUACAAGACGGCACCUCCGCCUCGCUGUACUCUUCUCCGUUCCUUGGUUCAUAUCAAACUAUCUGUACCGGCUGAGCUUACUAUACACGAGCACAAGCUCGGCGACGAUCUACACGUCGACGGCGGGCGCGUUCGCUCUGUCGCUCGGCGCGGUGUUCGCGCAGGUGCCCAACGACCGCUUCACCUUCUCCAAAUGUGUCGCCGUGCUGCUCACUGCUGCCGGCCUGGUGGUGCUAGGUGUGUCAGAAAGUCACCAAAGCAAUUGGACUGCGGUUUUGGCGGCGCUUGGUUCAGCUUUGUGCUACGCGAUACAUCUGCUGCUAUUCCGCAGGGAGCUGAGGAAGGGAGACGGCAUAAAUUCACCUUUACUCGUCGGCGUGGUGGGGUGCGUGUGCAUGGUGGUGUGGUGGGCGGGCGGCGCGGUGCUGGCGGCGGCGGGCGUGGAGCGCGCGGCGCUGCCCCCGCAGCGGCUGUGGCCGUGGCUGCUGCUCGACGCCGCGCUCGGACCGCUGCUCUUCGACUCGCUCUGGCUGUGGGGCCGGUCGCUGACGUCGUGGCGCACGGCGACGGGCAUGCUGUGGUGCGCGGCGCCGCUGGCGGCGGUGGCGGAGGCGUGGCGCGGCGCGGCGGGCGCGGGCGGCGCGGCGGGCGGCUGGCGCGGCGCGGGCGCGCUGCUGGCGGCGGCGCUGGCGGCGGCGGGCGGCGCGGCGGCGUGUCUGCGCCUGCCCGCGCUCACGCUCACCGAACGGCUGCGCGCCGCUGACGGAUUCUCAGCGUUAAGAAACAUACCCGACCUGGACGAGCAGUCAGAAGCGUUGAUGUCGUCGGACGAGCCGACGUAGCACAACUUGCAGCGCUUUUUCUGAGAGAGAAGCCGCUUCGAGUCUGACCUCCACUCGUCUUACACCCAAAUUGUACUGGCUGUUAGCGUAGUAUAAGUAGGUUUACACAAUAGGUGCCAGCUAGACUAUAAAUUAGGGUUGUCAGAACUUCCUAAACUCAAACAUGAACUAUCGAUGUCUAAUAUGUAAACCAACCAUCUUUCGACAUCAACCAUCCACCUACUAUCGUCACUAUAAAAAGAAAAACGAACAAGUGACUUAUAAGUGGAAAUAAAACGCUACAAUGCGUAACGUAUGGCAACCCUAUUUUAGAGGGAUUUUGAUAUCGAUAAUUACCUUUUCCCUCGUUCUAGCUGCAGCCCUGGUCACAAACUUAUUGAAAUUGUUACACGGUAGAUCUGUGUUAUUAAUAUGUAGAUUUACUUUGUUAAUCUCAUAUCAAACUAGUCCUAUGCGACUAUUGGUAUUACUAACGGAAAUGUGAAAUUGUAGGUCGAUAAUUUAUUGUAAAUAUCGAUACUUGGCUCUAGUGUUAUUAUUCUAAAAUCACUUGUAUCGACGUAUUCAAAUGACUAUACAUGUAUUUUUUAGUUAUGUUAAAUUAAAAAAAAAAUGUUAAUAGCAUUUUUGACUCGAUACUCAUUAUCGGACUUUAUAACACUUUGAUGAGAAAUUAAGAAUGUGGUAAGUUUUUUUUACUAUGAAAGUAUUAGAAUAUGUAUUUAAAAUUAUGUGACACAUGUUACAUUGCUAGUAGUGCUCUUUUAGAGGUAUUCGGGUUAAUAUAUUACUAUGACUAAAAUAUAAACAAUGUUCUUGAUUACCUGUAUUUUUGGGGUGCAAUAUUCUAUUAAUCAAGUGUAAAACGUUGGUAGACUUUCUUCAACAAAAUUCCUUUCCAAUAAAAAUUGCCCUUAUGUUAUUCGCCAAGCAACAAAAUCAAGACCACUAAGAAAAACUCAUAUUUUUUCACGUAUAGCAUAGAUGGAUAUUAUAACUUUUCUUAUUUUUUUAAACAUAGGUCAGAUACUCUGUUCAUAGUAGUUAUCACAAUAUAUCAGGUAUAAGGCAAUGUGCACAUGUGAGCGCAAGAAAUACACGAUUUGUAAAGAAAUUUAAUGAUAUAAGUUCAAUAGUGUAGAUUAAUCUAUCGUGUGAAGUUUCAUAACUCUACUAAUAUUAACUAUAAAAUUUUGAAUGCUGAUCUUAUUUCUUUCAACCCUCUAUAGGACACAUUAUUAAAUUAAAUAUAAAUGUUACAGAAAAUUUGGUAGGUUUUUCAAAAAUUCUACUAUUCGAUCACAAAAAUGCUUCUGGUAUAUUUAUGUUGUUCUUAAAAUGUAUAUGUAAUAUGUGGACCCUUAUUAGACGGUUGAUAGGUUUUCAUUAGGUGUUAAUUUAUUUAGUAUUUUCGAAAAUAAGUUUUUGUUCUGAUUUUUACGUCUUGAAGUAGAUUUUCAGAAAUUUCUGCUUGCAACACUGUUAUAACUAUUGCGCUAAUUGCGUUUGUUAUUGCAAGUGUUUUUAACCCCUAACCACAGACAGUUAUUUGUACAUUUUUUUUUUAAAUUUUGGAGCUAAGAUAUUUCACCAUAUUAAAAUAUUUAUACUAAUUUAAUUAACACCUGGUAUAUCGUAUAAUUUUCUCUCGCUUUAAAAUCUUGACAGGUUUAAGCUCAUAGUUACUAUUUUACAUAAAUGUGUAAAUUGUAGAAUUGUAAUUAAAACAAAUAUACCUAAACUACUACUUGUGCAUUUCACAAACGGGUUCUAAAUGGCAUUCUAUGCUUUCCUUUACACACUUACUUUAUUUUCAAUGUUAUUGUGCGUAAUGUUGAAAUAAUUUUCCGCCUGCUUUCGACUGUGCAUUUUUCUCGCCAUUCAUAGUCCCGUUAUGGAAUUGCACGUGUUAUGGUCGGCGUCUAUUUACGCUCGCAGCACCAGACAAUCCCUGUCUGUUCAGAAUAGAAUACGCAUUGAAAAUAAAUCUUAAUUUAUGUGCAAUAGAGAACAUUAAAAAAAUAAUUUGAGUUGU
Manduca sexta (tobacco hornworm) is the source of this 3704-nucleotide messenger RNA. Its product is annotated as solute carrier family 35 member F5. Bases 266 to 1669 code for a protein of 467 amino acids. The transcript has 10 exons. NCBI's taxonomy places the organism in Eukaryota, Metazoa, Arthropoda, Insecta, Lepidoptera, Sphingidae. The record is from RefSeq and is a predicted model, not a curated record. Gene Ontology annotation, biological process: regulation of peptide transport.